AUGCAACGCGUCCCGAUGCCCCCCGGCGCGCCCCACCCGUCCCACCAACCGUUCCGCGCCCCCGCGCACAAGCACGCCCACCACCUGCACUCCAUACCCCCUCGCGAGAAGUCGACGCGGACGCUGAUAAUCGACCACCUCCUCUGGGUGCACGGCCGGACCCGGUUCGCGCAGGCCCGCGCCGAGCUCGGGAUGAUCGACCGCACCGGCGGGCCCUCGAGCGCGAACUACGCCCACCGGGAGCGGCCGGAGAACUUCGAGGAGGAGGAGGAGGUGUACAGCGACGGCGAGGACGUGCGUGUGCUCAGCGCGCGCGAGGGCGGGCCCGAGCACACGCACUCGGAGGACGAGGAGGAGUGGCUGGAGCGGCAGGAGCUCGCGCUCGCGCGCGCGCUGCGCCAGCGCGCGGAGAGCGUCGAGAAGGUCGCGACCGCGAUGCUCGACCAGCCGCCGGAGGAGCGGCCGAUGCACCCCGACGACCUGCUCGAGCCCCCGACCUCGCCCUCGCUCCAGCCGCAGAACGCGCGGCAGCACAAGCACAGGCUCCCGAACGGCGUCCGCCUCCGGCUCGCGCUCGCGACGGUCAUCAACGACUUCUUCUCCCGUCGCCCGCCCGACCCCCCGCAGCGCCCGCCGGGGGCGCAUGCGCACCAGGUCGCGACGAUGCUCCCCUCCUCGCUCGUCCCGCUUACCAGCGUCUCGGCCGCGGCGGUCCCACACGAGAUGCCGCACGCGCAACGGAAACCCACCCCCUCGCAGUACGUGCACUCGCUCUACGCCACUGGCUCGGACCCAGAGAACGCCAACUCUCCCCCGUCAUUGCGCUGCCCUCGCCACCUCCACAUGAGCUGCGGCAUCUGUGUCGAGGCGAAGUCCCAGUUCACGGUUCGCCCCGGCGGCCAGCAGCGCGGCCGUCAAACCUCCGCGCGCGCAAGUUCGGCUACAGGAAGCAGCCCCGGGGACGGCUCGGGAGGCACGAACGGCGCCGUCAUUGCGGUCGGGGUCACCGGGUGGCUCGAUGGCAGUGGAAUCGGCUCCGGGCUCGCCCGCCCUGCGCAGACGGGAACAGUCCUCCGACGACCUUCGUUGGCCAACACCUCACCAGGUGCGGGAGGGAGCCUCGCGCCGACGAUGCACAACACGAAGCUCAGCGAGCUCAUCCCCCGCUUCAUGCGCCUCAGCGCGCUCGUCGCGAUGGAGCUCGGCCGUGAAGCCACCGAAGACCGGGCGUCCGUCGACGGCGGCCGCGACGACGAUGGGGGGUCCGCGCACCUGAACGGCAACGCGCCGCCCACGCCCGGACGUCCGGCGCCGAUGUCCCCACAGACGUCGCCCCGGGCGUCCACGACGCAGCGGACGGACUCGAGCGUGUUCUUCAACGCGCUUCGGCCGAGUCGGGAGUGGUACUACCUCUUCGCGGGGCUGCUCACGCGCGCGGUGCUCGAGGGCUACCUCACCGGGCACUGGCGCGGGAUCGAGCCGCUCGAGAUCCUGCUCGGAGUCGGGCUUGCGACGUCACCUCCGCUCGCCCGCCCGCAGGCGUCGCGGCCUGCGGACAGCGGCGCGUCUGGCGCGACCGCAGGGCGUGCGAGCGGUGGGGACGAUCCCGAGUUCACCGAUUUCGACCCGGACGACUUGCCGGUGCUAGACGAGGCGGCGAAGAUCCUGUUCCCAUCGCUGCGGGAGCCGAUGGGCGGGGGCAACUCGCCCGUGUACUACGCUCGGGAGGGUGCGGAGCUCGAGUAUGAGAUCGAGAUGACGGAGCGCCUGGCUAGGUUCUACGCCGUCCCGCAAACGACGCCCGAUGUGGCCACGCACAUGGAGGACCUCGCAUGGCAAUUCCCCGCGGAGGCCGUCGAGCGUGCCGCCGUCCGCUUCUGCGAGGCCGUCGCGCGUUGGCGCGGAAAGCCCGAGCUCGAGACGUACAAGAAAGCGGCCUGGAUCACGAACAAGGACCAAGACGGGUCCGCCACUGCGACGAACGGCGCGAUGUCCAUCGACGCCCUCGUACACUCGAAUCCGGCCAGCCCCUCUGCGCCCACCUCGGCCUCGGCGGCUGCUCGCCAGUCGCGCUCCCGUCGGCCACCGAUUGAGCAGUACUUUGCCGUCCCGCCCAGCUUCGCACUGCAAAGUCGCAAGCGGCGGCGCUCCGAGCUCGACGGCGGGAGACCGGACGAGGGGCGACCGCGGCCGUCUAUGCCGCUCCCGGCGUUUGGUUGA
Messenger RNA from Epithele typhae, 2220 nucleotides. RefSeq lists its product as uncharacterized. The transcript is spliced from 3 exons. The record is from RefSeq and is a predicted model, not a curated record. Lineage: Eukaryota; Fungi; Basidiomycota; Agaricomycetes; Polyporales; Epitheliaceae. Bases 1 to 2220 code for a protein of 739 amino acids.